Symsagittifera roscoffensis is the source of this 405-nucleotide messenger RNA. Its product is annotated as neurocalcin-delta B-like. The record is from RefSeq and is a predicted model, not a curated record. The coding region runs from base 1 to 405 and encodes 134 amino acids. NCBI's taxonomy places the organism in Eukaryota, Metazoa, Xenacoelomorpha, Acoela, Convolutidae. Gene Ontology annotation, molecular function: calcium ion binding. The transcript has 2 exons.
AUGUGUUUGAAGGCCAUUUACAAGAUGGUGGGCUCCGUGAUCAAAAUGCCCGAAGAUGAACAAACUCCGCUGCAGAGGACCAACAAGAUAUUCAAACAGAUGGACAAAAACGUGGAUGGGAAACUGUCCCUGGCAGAAUUCAUAGAAGGAACCAGAAGCGACCCCUCUAUUGUGCGGCUGCUGCAGUGCGACCCGAGUGGGGCCAUUUACAAGAUGGUGGGCUCCGUCAUCAAAAUGCCCGAAGAUGAACAAACUCCGCUGCAGAGGACCAACAAGAUAUUCAAACAGAUGGACAAAAACGUGGAUGGGAAACUGUCCCUGGCAGAAUUCAUAGAAGGAGCCAGAAGCGACCCCUCUAUUGUGCGGCUGCUGCAGUGCGACCCAAGUGGGGUGGGGACAUCCUAG